CGAUGCGUUUUGAGUGCUUUUCCGAAUAUUUUAUGUUUUCAACGACCACUGCUUUGUUUCUUACGGACUCCGAACCCGUCUACGUUGUACGACCCUUGCUUUCAUAUUGGACACCGAAGAUUGCCUGCAAGUUUGACUUGGAACUGUUAAUUUGGAUUUUGUCGCUAGCUUGUGGAUUGGAUAUUGUUGAAACGAUGGAUCGCUGUGUGAAUUGCGGGAUAGUAACUAGUCACUGCAAUACAUUAGGGCGACGACCAUUAAAUGAUGAAAAUAUUCUAUCAGUGAUUCGGCAAUGGCUUGCACCUCAGUCUGUAAGUAGUAAUGACCAUGUUUGUCAAGCGUGUUGGGAUUUGGCUCAAAACCCACGGGCUCUUAACCAGGGAAGACUACUAGGACACCGCAACAUUUGUCUCCGCUGCGGACGCUCUCUAGCUGCACGAGUUAGUCAUGCACUUCACACCAACUCAAUUCGUGAAUCUAGAAUUUAUAAUGUCAUAAAAGAAUGGAUUAUUCCUCGAACUAUUCAAGCAACAAGUCACAUAUGUCAUACAUGUUGGGUGGCUGCAGACAGAGCUUCUGUCCACAUGACCUCAGGCCCAUCAACAUCAUCCCGACAAGACACUCUUCAAAUAGUAGACCCACAACAACCAGAUCUUCCUAAUGUGUCUCCAAAUGUAGGAGUUAGCAGCAACCAACCAGUACCUUCUAUUGUUUUGUCCGAGUACAUGAGAGCCGUUGAAACUGAAAGAAGGUGCUUCAUUGAAGGAUGCCAAAGAACAGAGAGAUACAGAGUACCACUUACUACUCGUAAAAUGUUGUUCAAUGAAUAUAAAUAUUACAUCCCUGAAAAUAACCGUCUUUGUGAUCAACAUUUGGUUAUCGAAGCAUGGGAUUUUCUGGAUAGUUUGAGAUCCAAUUAUGUUCAGACAUUUACUGAGAGACAUAUAUAUGAUAUGAUGUCUCUAAAAGAAGUUGAAAGUACUUCACUACUUCAAUUCGAAAAUAUUGGUGAAAUGGAGGACCAUGUUGUUCACAUAUGGACUGGGUUAAAUAAAGAGCAGUUUAACCAGAUGUUUGCUGAAGUUCCUGAAUUAUCAGAAAUCUCAAAAGCAGCCGUAGCUCUGGCCGCUUAUCUCAUGAAGCUUAGAACUGGAGAUUCAAAUGAAAGGUUGGCAAGUUUAUUAAAAGUAUCUAGGACAACUCUUGAAAAGUGGAUUUAUCAAGUAAGAGAACUACUUACUGAGCAUUUUGUACCCAGAAAUCUUGGUUUAAACCACCAGAACAGACAACAAUUGGUACAGAAAAAUCUCGCAAUACCUAAGGCUUUGUUUGGAAGCUUUGAGGGAGUUGACACCCCAAUAGCAAUUUUUGAUGGAACAUAUUGCUAUGUCGAAAAGAGUUCCAAUUACUUAUACCAAAAAAAAAACAUACAGCCUGCAUAAGUACAGGAAU
Aricia agestis (brown argus) is the source of this 1452-nucleotide messenger RNA. RefSeq lists its product as uncharacterized. Lineage: Eukaryota; Metazoa; Arthropoda; Insecta; Lepidoptera; Lycaenidae. The transcript has 3 exons. The record is from RefSeq and is a predicted model, not a curated record. Bases 3 to 1442 code for a protein of 479 amino acids.